Molecule: messenger RNA, 869 nt
Organism: Felis catus (domestic cat)
Lineage: Eukaryota; Metazoa; Chordata; Mammalia; Carnivora; Felidae
Gene: MICB
Product: MHC class I polypeptide-related sequence B
Biological process (GO): positive regulation of T cell mediated cytotoxicity; antigen processing and presentation of endogenous peptide antigen via MHC class I via ER pathway, TAP-independent; immune response
Cellular component (GO): external side of plasma membrane
Molecular function (GO): peptide antigen binding; signaling receptor binding
Source: RefSeq, a predicted model, not a curated record
AUGUGCAUUUUCUGCAUCCUCAAGACUUCAAGCAGCUCAGUUCAGCAGAGCUUUUCUGAGAAAUAUUUGACAAGCAGUUACUUCCAGGAGGCAGUUUCAGUUGUAGUUUCCCCCUUGCCAGGAUCCCUCAGUCUUUGUUAUAACCUGAUAGUGCUGUCCCAGGAUGGAUCUGUGCAUUGGAGAUUUUUCACAGAAGGACGCAUGGAGGGCCAGGCCUUCCUGCAUGAAGACAGUAACAUAGACAUGGCAGAGGCACAGGGACUGUGGGCAACAGUCCUGGUACCUAAGAAGUGGGACACAGAGACCAAGGACUUGAGAGAGCGUGGGAAGAGCCUCACAAAGACUCUGGCAGACACUGUGGCCCUGCAGGCCCAGAAAGGAGUGUCCCCAACAGUAAAGGUCACCUGCAGCCAGGCCCUGGAGGGCAUGGUCACCAUGACGUGCUAGGCUUUCAGUUUCCCUCCCGGGAAUAUCUUCCUGAUGCUUCAGGAUGAGGAUCCUGUGAGCCAAGAUGCCCAGCAGUAGGGAGUCCUUCCUGAUCGGAAGGGGACCUACUGGAUGUGUGUGGUCAUAAGGAUUUCCCAGGGAGAGGAGCAGAGGUUCUCUUGCUACAUGGAAGCCCCUGGAACCACAUUGCACACUGUGUACCCUCAGGUGAGACUGCAGUGAUCAUGGAGGAGGCUCUGGCCCUGAUCAGGUCAGGAGCCAGGGUGGGGAGAGGAAAGUAGGGAUCCCAGGUUAAUAUAAGGCCUUUUUCCAAGAAAUGCCCUGGUGCACCAGAAUGGAUGACCAACCAUUGGGGUGUUAUGGUUGCUUCUGUUGCUUUUGUUAUUGCCAUUAUUGUUGUGUCCUUUCAUGCAGGAAGAAAU